GAAUGAAUUAACAAUGCGAAAAGGAUGAAUAGUUUGAUCUCAUCAUUGAUGAGAAACUCUCCAGUUAAGAGUAAUCAACAUCUACACAAUCUAAACAAAGCAAUGCUAAUCUGGCUAUGUUAUAAGAUAAUUCUAAAAAUUUUAAAUUAAAAAGAACUCAAAGUACCUAUUAACUAUAAUUUAAAGGAAGCUUGCUUCAACUCAAUCACAUUCCUCCUUAAAGAAGAGGAUCUCAAUCAUGCAUAGAACCAAUCCAAGUAAUUUAGGAAGAGGUAAUCGUUCAAUUCAUAUGACUAUACAAUAGUGCUAUCAAAUUGGGAAGCCAAAUCUCUUUAAUGUGUUUUGGUACGAUGACAAUAUUGAUAAUAAAUAUGAAAUCAUUGUCUAAGCAACACAAGACACCCUUAUCUCUGAUUUUAUCGCUUUAGUUAUAAAAGAAUUCAACUUGCAACAUGAUUAUAUUCAUUCCCCAUUUACUGAAGAUGGAUCCCUGCUUUAUGAAUUGUAUGUUCCAAAAAAAAAGAGUGGAAAACCCAAUGAAGAUUACCCAGGUAUAUAUUAUUUAAAUAUUCUCGAAAGCCUUUUCUGAUAAAAUUUAAUUAAGUAAAACAAAUCUUACUUAAUUUGCACUCAAAGUAUCAAAACUUCAAUCUCAUUAUAUCAGUUCAUUCGCAACAUAAGGUUAAAAUGUUCAGCUAUCAAUGACAAAGAAUAAUGAUUAAAAUGCAGGGGAUGAAAAAUCCAUCUGGCAGAAAUUUUUCUUUUGUUGUAAUUUUGAUAUCUGA
Molecule: messenger RNA, 785 nt
Organism: Paramecium octaurelia
Lineage: Eukaryota; Ciliophora; Oligohymenophorea; Peniculida; Parameciidae
Source: the annotation of a GenBank genome assembly